ACCAUCAUCAUCAUCAUCACUAAUAAUCAUCGGAAUCACACAGUCACAUAGUCGUUGUCUUCGUCGUCGUCGUUGUCGUCGUCGUCGGAAAAUUGAAAUCUUUUUUUUUGUUUUUUGUUUGUUUCUUUUCAAUUCCAAUGUAGUUAUAUUGAAUUGCGGUUGGUGAGAGUUUUUUUUCCUGUCUUAAAUUUGAUUCAUUCAUAUGAUUCUUUUGUCGAUGAUUUUUUUCAAUGAAAAAGUGAAAAAAUCUUCAACACUAACAACAACAACAAUGAUGAUUAUAAAUCCACCUGUCGUACGUUAUCCAUCAUAUUAUAAUUGUAAAAAAUCAACAUUGGUUACAAUUAUAUCUAUCGAUCUAAUGCUUAUUAUGGUCACUAUUAUUAUUAUUAUUAUUGCCGAUAGACAGAUGCCAAAAUUAAUUGAUCCAUUAUCAUUAUCAGAUCAUUUUGAUAUCGAUCUCAAUAACAAUGUUAAUCAUAAUAAUAAUAGUCGUGAUUUGUAUAUUGAUAAUCAAAAUUAUCAUGAUAAUAAUGAUGAGAAUGAAAAUUAUGAUCCACCAUUAUCAUUGAAUAACAAUACGAAUACUAUCGAUAUAUCGAAUACAAAUGAUGAUGAUGAUGACGAUGAUGAUAGAGUUUCCGAUUGUUCGAAUGAUGACAACGAACAACAACUACAACCACAGCUACCUGGUGAUAAUGAUGGAAUUGGUUCAUCAUUGACGGAUAAAAAGUUUGCUGCAACCGAAUUAGCUGUCAAUAUUAUUUGGCUAUUAGCCGGAAUGUUAAGCUUGGUGGCUGUUAUUAAAGAACAUUAUCAUUUAACCAUUAUUUGUUCAUUGUUCGGUGCAUUCGAUGUUUUAUCGGCAUUUUAUUUUUGGACAAAAACCAAAUCUGAAGAUAAUUUCCUACAAAUGAUAUCAAGUGCAAUUUAUUUCAUAUUUUUAUUAUUAUUUCUUAGUGAUCUUGCAUAUAUUAACAAACAACGUUUACGUAUAGCAAGGAAUCGUUUUCUUCCACCAAAAUUAAUGUAUCGUAUCUAAGCAAAAAAAAAAAAAAACAACAACAACAACAAACAAUUAAUUGGCUAAUUUAUUAUUAUUAUAUAUUCACUAAAUGAUGAUGAUGAUAAAAACAGAAAAAAAAAAUUUCAAGCAAAAUUUUAUGACUUACUAUUUUACAAAUAUACACACACACAAACACAAUUUAUGAUGAUCCAAAGGUUUUUAAAUUAUCGAUAAUGAUGAUGAUGAUGAACAAUGGUAUGCCAUUGUUUUGCCACUAUGUGUAUAAUGAUGAUGUGUGUGUGUGAUGAUAAUUUUUAUCGACGAUAAUAAUUUGAAACCAACCGGAUUAUACCAAAUUCAAAUAAAUCGUGAUACGUACAUUCAGAAUCGAACACAUAUUAUCCAAAGAAGACAAUUGUUUUUGUUUUGAAUCGAAUUUUUCAGUUUUUUUUUGUUUUGUUUUGUUGUUGACAAAAUUUUUCAAAUUCUUCAUACAAAAUGAUCAUUCAAUUUAUACAUAAACAUUGUCCAUUAUUUACAUGGAAAUUAUUAACAAUCACUAUGAUAUAUUUGAAUUUAUUGAUCAUAUUACCGGCUAAAUCUCUUCCACCUGAUGGUGAUCUAUUCAAUAUGGUUAUAUUGUUUGUUGGUGCACAUUUUUUAGGUUUAUUAUCAGAAAAAAUUGGAUUACCACCAUUAUUCGGUAUGCUUGUUGCCGGUUUUCUUCAUGGUAAUAUUAUUGACAAUGAAAUGGAUCCAACAUUAACAUCGACCACACGAUCAUUAGCAUUGAUUAUUAUUUUGAUUCGUGCUGGUUUAAAUCUGGAUCCACAAGCAAUACGAACAUUAUCAUCAGUAUGUGCCAGACUUUCAUUGUUACCAUCAAUUGUUGAAGCAUUAAUUGUUACAUUACUUUCAUGGAUUUGGUUUGGUUUUAAUCUCAGUUGGUCAUUGAUGCUUGGUUUUGUCAUUGGAUCAGUAUCACCAGCCGUUGUCGUACCGAGUAUGGUUAUAAUUCAAGAACAGAAUUAUGGUGUUCGAAAUGGUAUUCCAACAUUGUUGAUUGCAUCAGCAAGUGUGGAUAAUGUAUUCGCAAUCACUGGUGUUAGUGUAUGUCUUAGUUUUGCCAUCAAUAAUGGUGAUGGUGGUUCGAACAUUUCACAAAUGAUAUUGACCAUCGUUCGUGGUCCAUUAGAAGCAUUGGCCGGUAUUAUUUAUGGUUUAAUUGUUGGCAUCAUUCUAUGGUAUAUUCCUGAACGAUAUGAUCGUAAAAAAUCAGCUGAACGAUUUGAAAUUCAUCGUUUCAUUUUACUUGCCACAACUUCAUUGUUUAUUUGGUUUGGUUCACAACAGGCUAAUUUGAAAUCAAUUGGCCCAUUGGCUAUUUUAACCGCACCAUUUGUGGCAUCAAUUAGAUGGCGUCAAAAUAAUCUUGGUCAAUUAAGCCGUGAAUCAUUUCGUAUCUUGUGGGUGGUUUUCGAAAAUUUUCUUUUCUGUUUAAUUGGUUUUAGUGUUCGUCUAAGAAAAUUAGAUACGUCCGUUUUAUUUGGUGGCAUUGUAAUCAUUUUGAUUGCAGUCAUAAUUCGUAUGAUUGUAGCUUAUCUGGUUACUUAUGGUCAAUUUGAUCGAAAAGAACGUUUAUUUAUGGCCAUAUCAUGGCUACCAAAAGCUACAAUUCAAGCUGCAAUGGGUCCAGUAGCAUUGGAUCUAGCACAAACUAACGAUGAUAUUGGUCGUGCACAAAUCGUAUUAACAUUAGCCGUAUUAUCCAUCCUGAUGACAGCACCUGUCGGUGCAAUUGCAAUGGAUCGUACAUAUCGUAAAUUAUUGAAAAAUUAUUCAAAUGAAAAUCUAAAUCCAAAUACUAAUAAUAUGACAAGUUCUGAGCCAAUGGAUCUAGAAAAUCAAACAACAACAAACAAGGUAAACACACCUCUAUUGUUGAAUGAUAAACCAAUGUUGUACUAUAAUACUCUGGAAUAAAAUUCCUGAAAAAUUACUCAAUUGCAAUUUCAAGUUUCAAUUUAUUUCAGUUUUCCAUUUAUUAAAUUCAAUUCAAUUUAUAUUCCAAUCACUAUAUAGGUAAACGAUGGUCUUUGAUGAAAUUUUAAAUU
Messenger RNA from Dermatophagoides farinae (American house dust mite), 3120 nucleotides. RefSeq lists its product as uncharacterized. Lineage: Eukaryota; Metazoa; Arthropoda; Arachnida; Sarcoptiformes; Pyroglyphidae. The record is from RefSeq and is a predicted model, not a curated record.